Spinacia oleracea (spinach) is the source of this 1949-nucleotide messenger RNA. RefSeq lists its product as uncharacterized. Bases 36 to 1949 code for a protein of 637 amino acids. Gene Ontology annotation, molecular function: zinc ion binding; nucleic acid binding. The transcript has 4 exons. The record is from RefSeq and is a predicted model, not a curated record. NCBI's taxonomy places the organism in Eukaryota, Viridiplantae, Streptophyta, Magnoliopsida, Caryophyllales, Amaranthaceae.
AGUGUAGGUUUAAGAUUCAUGUGAAGAAACUAAGGAUGGAAGAAACGUUUCAGAUCAAGUCUUUAAGGUUAAAGCAUACUUGUGGUGUGGUUCAUUCAAGUUCUAAAAUCACAUCGGAGUGGUUAGCUGAGAAGUAUUUGGAGGAGUGGAGGUCAGAACCAUAUUGGAGGCUUGUUAAGUUUAGGGAAAGGGUUUACAAGGAAACGGGGCUACAUAUUGGAUACUACAAGUCAUGGUUUGCUAGGGCUAGAGCCAAAUUGAUUCUGUAUGGGGAUGCUGCAGAUGAGUAUGCUGCUGUGUAUGACUAUGGGUAUGCAAUUCUUCAAUACAAUCCUGGUUCUUCAGCCUAUGUACAAUGCCAGAUUAGAGACAACCCCACUCCGUUCUUUCAAAGAUUGUACGUCUGUUUUGAGGCUCUCAAAGUGGGUUUUAAGAAUGGAUGUAGGCCCCUGAUUGGAGUAGAUGGUUGUCACCUUAAAGGGGCUCAUCCAGGAAUGAUCUUAGUGGCUGUGAGCAAAGAUGGAAAUAACAAUAUUUUUCCCGUAGCUUGGGCAGUGGUGGAAGUUGAGAAUGCUGACAGUUGGACAUGGUUUCUUGAUUUGCUGAUGAAGGACAUAGGACACCAUGACGGAGAAGGAUUGACUCUUAUGUCUGAUAGGCAAAAGGGACUAUUGGAUGCUAUAUCUGUUGUGAGUUCAAAAGCCGAGGUCAGAUUUUGUGCUAGACACAUAUGGGCUAACUUCAAGAAUAAAUUCAGUGGCACAGCCUAUAAGGACCUGUUUUGGGCAGCAGCAAGAUCAACAACUAAGCAUUGGCAUGAUUCUUACAUGGCUGAAAUCAAAGAGCUAAACGAGGAUGCAUAUAACUACUUGAGUGACAUACCUCCUGUUCAUUGGUGUAGACAUGCAUUUGGAUCGAAUUCUAGGUCUAACAUGUUGCUCAACAACCUUUGUGAGACAUUUAAUGCUGUGAUAAGGGAAGCUAGGGAUAAACCAAUAAUAACCUGCCUAGAUUGGAUUAGGAGGUACGUAAUGAGAAGGAAUGCUGAGAAGUGGGAGGGUAUUCAAAAGUAUGAGGGGAGGUUUAUGCCAUUUGUUGAGAAGGUUUUAGCUUGGGUUUAUGAAGCAUCUUUGAAUUGUAUAGUCUGUCCUUCUAGAUUAGAUGAGUGGGAGGUGGAAACUGCUUUUGAUAGGCAUGUGGUAGAUUUGAAGGAGUUGACAUGCACAUGCUUUAGGUGGGAGUUAACGGGAAUACCAUGUCCACAUGCUUAUGCAUGUAUUGUGAAGAAGAGGUGGAGGCCUGAAGAUUUUGUUCAUGAGUGUUACUCAAAGGCCAAAUACUUAGCAACUUACUCGCCUCAUAUCAAGCCAAUGCCCGGGAUGAAGCAGUGGAAGAAAACAGAUUUGCCUCGACCUUUGCCUCCACUGUUAAGGAAAAUGCCAGGAAGGCCUAAGUCACAUAAGAGAAAGAAAGAAGCAGGUGAGGAUGCUGAGGAGAGGUUUGUGAAGCGAGGGAAAAAGCCGAAUAACUGCUCAAACUGUAAACAACCAGGCCACAACAAGAGAAAGUGCAAUAAUCCACCUGGUGUUAUUCAGCCCAAGGAACCAGGGAGGGAUCCCUCCAAGAACCCAUGGGUUGUUGCUGACAGAAACAAGAGGGCUGCAAGAGUUUUAAGGAGGUAUAAUGCUGAAUCAGUCACUCAACCACGGCAACAAAACUCAAGUGCAGCUACCAUGCAACAGACAUUUAAUGCUCCACCUCAAUCCAGUCAGACAGGGAGUUAUCAACCUCCUCCACUCAGUCAGACCUCAAGUCAGCAACCAGGUCAGACAGCAAGUCAGCAUCCAGGUCCAUCCAGCCAAACAUCAACUCAUCAGCCUCAAACAUCACUCCCUCCAAAACUCAGACCCAAAUUGCAGACAACAAAGAAACCAGUGUGGCAUAUUUAA